CGAAUAGUUUCUCUCAACUUUACACUUUUUUCAACAAUUUUUUGACUCACAACCAUCUUCACGCCAUUUGUCCUCUCUUUCCGGUUCAAAUUUUGACAGAACAACAGCUAAAAAAUGGCCAAGCGUACAAAGAAGGUUGGAAUCGUAGGUAAAUAUGGUACCCGUUAUGGUGCUUCCCUGCGUAAAAUGGUGAAGAAAAUGGAAAUCACCCAGCAUUCCAAAUAUACCUGCACUUUCUGUGGCAAGGAUGCCAUGAAACGUGCCUGCGUCGGUAUCUGGUCAUGCAAACGUUGCAAGCGUGUUGUGGCUGGUGGUGCUUGGGUGUACUCAACAACCGCUGCUGCUUCUGUCAGGUCUGCUGUGAGGCGUCUCCGUGAAACCAAGGAACAAUAAACAACUACUGUUCGCUUGUUACCGUUUUACUAGGAUUAGUAUUUUUUCAAUGGAAAAAUGUGUUGCCUGAAACUGUUCUCACCAGACAGAAAUGUGAAAAAAAAUAAUAAAUUUUUUUAAAAAGAAUUUUAA
Molecule: messenger RNA, 525 nt
Organism: Episyrphus balteatus (marmalade hoverfly)
Lineage: Eukaryota; Metazoa; Arthropoda; Insecta; Diptera; Syrphidae
Gene: RpL37A
Product: 60S ribosomal protein L37a
Exons: 3
Coding region: 115-393 (92 amino acids)
Biological process (GO): translation
Cellular component (GO): ribosome
Molecular function (GO): structural constituent of ribosome
Source: RefSeq, a predicted model, not a curated record